Cooperia oncophora is the source of this 345-nucleotide messenger RNA. The record is from the annotation of a GenBank genome assembly. NCBI's taxonomy places the organism in Eukaryota, Metazoa, Nematoda, Chromadorea, Rhabditida, Trichostrongylidae.
AUGUAUGAUAUGGAGGCUGCGCCGCAAGAACCUCCGGCAUCCAGUGAACACGACUUUGAUCCUUCUGCUGAAGAUCCUGCUGCUGAUCAGGCUCCACCGAGCUCUUCCAGUAACUCUGAAUGCGACGAAAGUACCCCACCUGAUAUUAAGGCUUCACCGCAUCGUUCUUCGCCAGUGACUGGAGGAGAUGACGGUCUUGAUGCUGAGGAUUCAUCGCAUCCCUCCUCGACAGGCGGUGGACACGACAGUAACAAUGAUAGUGAAGACCUUUCCGACGAGGAUGAUGAGGAAGACGGUUUUGAUGGCGAUAAUAACGGCGACGACGCCAUGAUGCUAGCUGAUUGA